Molecule: messenger RNA, 4836 nt
Organism: Sebastes umbrosus (honeycomb rockfish)
Lineage: Eukaryota; Metazoa; Chordata; Actinopteri; Perciformes; Sebastidae
Gene: fam184b
Product: family with sequence similarity 184 member B
Exons: 18
Coding region: 331-4269 (1312 amino acids)
Source: RefSeq, a predicted model, not a curated record
CCCAUAAUAAACUGUUGACAGACAGUCAGGAGGACGGUCGGAGUCGGUUGGCGCAAGCGCGUCCCCGAUGGACUUCCAGCGUGUGACCUCCGCGAGCACCACCGGGCGGAUCACCGGGCGGACCACCGGGACGCACGAGGAGGAGAGCCCCGCCGACUUACUACCGGAUGUCUCACGUGAAGGGCGAGAGAGGAAUGAGAUGCACGCGUAAAAAGAAGUUGACGUUAUUUAGGUGGGAAUUUAGGAUCAUUUGUGACUGAAUCCUCUCCACCGGGGGGGCGGUCCGGUUGGAAGUUCCCUUUACCGGGAGGUGGGUCCGGUUUCAUUAUUAUGGCUUCAGGCGCCGGUAAGGCUGCACAGCCCGCCACCGGGCCGGGCUCCGCCGUUAACGGGACUGCGGCAGAGUUCCCCAACAACAUCGAGCAGGAGCUGUACGACUACCAGAUGCACGGCAAGAUGUGCAAGAAGAUCGCUCAGCUCACCAAGGUGAUUUAUUCUCUGAACAUGAAGAACGAGGAGCAGGAGGCGGCGCUGCAGGCGCUGAGCCACGCCCACCACGAGGAGCUGCACCGCAUCCUGGUGGAGACAUGUCACGAAGGGGAGGGGUCGCCGCUGAGGACACGCCUCCUCGACAUGCAGGACUCUCUGGAUGAGCAGCAGAGGGUUGGAGCCCAGGUGCAGGCAGACUUUGAGUGUUUCCGUAUCCAGGCGGAGGAGAGGGAGCGUGGAACUGAGGUGGAGCUGAGAAAAGAGUUCGAGGAGAGGCUCCAGGCUGCAGAGGAGGAGCUCCAGGAGGCCAAGGCCCACGUCAGUGACGCCCAGGAGGAGAGCCUGCAGUUGAGCAAAGAGCUGGAGAAGGCCGGGGAGCAGAUCCAGGAGCUGGACGCCAAAUGUGAGGAGCUACGGAAAGCAGCUGACGAGGAGAGACAGCAGAAAGAGGAGCAGAGAGAAGACGAGGAGAAUAAGAAAGAGGAGGAGGAGGAGGAAAGAGUGAAAGCACUCUUAGAGGAGGUGAAGGCGCUGAAGGAGGAGAGGGACCGAGCAGAGGAGGAGAAGAGGCGAGCGGCGAGAGAGGAGAGGGAGCGAUGGGAGCAGAAGAUGAACGAUCUGAACGAGGAGCAAGAGGAGGCGAGGAAGAAGAUGGAGGCAGAUUGGAGGGAGGAGCGGCAGAGGUGGGAGGAGAGGGAGGAAGAGGAGAAGAAAGGGAUGCACAGCGCCCUGCGGGAGAGAGUGAAGAGGGCUGAGGCGGAGGUAGAAAGUCACCUGGAGAGGAUGGCUGAGAGCAAGAGGAACACAGUGAAGCUGCAGGAGCGAAUACAGGACCUGGAGGAGGAGCUGGAGCUGGAUCGGAGGCGUGUGUCCGAGGCCGAGGGCGUGGCUAAGCGGGCGGAGGAGGAGCUUGCGGUCGCCAAGGAGAGGCUGCUGCUGCAGGAAGAUGAGCUGCAGAGCAGAGCAGAGGAGCUGCUGAACCGCGGAGGCUGCGAGGUGUGUGUGUGUACUGAAGUGGAGGAGCUGAGGAGCCAAGUGAGCCGCCUGCAGAGCAGGAACAGAGAGCUGGAUCUGCAGAGCAGCGGCAGAAACAACGACCACGCCCGCCAGAUACGCCAGCAUGCUGAGGCUCUGUCCAGCCUGCGUUCUGAGAUGGUGAGAGCCCAGACGGAGGAGCUACGUCGCAUCCAAAAACACGCCGACGACGAGCGAGACAAGCUGCAGAAGGAGAUCGAGAAAGAGAGAGAAAACUCCCAGAAGGAAAGAGAGCAAGAGAAGGAGAAGAUGGAGAAGGACAGAAACAGAGUGCGCAGGGAGAGAGAGGAGGAGAAGGUGGAAGUGGAAGGUAUCAAAGAACACCUGAGGAGAGAAAAGGAGGAAGAGGUUGAGCGGCAGAGGAAGGAGCUGGAGAUGGAGAGGGUUCGCGUUCGCUCGCAGUUGGACAAGAACAUCGAGCAGGUCGAGGCGGAGAGAGCCAAUGUGCAGCAGAAGCUGGAAGAGGAGAAGAAAAGGUUGGUGGAGAAGGCCGAGGAGGACAGGAAACGACUGAAGGAGCAGGUGCGGAAGGCGAUAGAGGAGGUGAUGAGGAGGCACGCGGCCGAACUGCACAGCGUCCAAGAAGCUCUGAGCUCAGAGAGGAAGACCAACCAAGAGGUGUGUGCGCGUUUGGAUGAAGAGAGGAGGAACGGCGAGGAGCGACGCAGCAAGCUGGAGCGGGAACGAGAGGAGCUGAGGACUAAAAUGAAAGAUGCCACCAAUGAGAUCUGUAGGCUGCAGUCAACGAUGCAACAGCAGGACAAGACGGAGCAGGUGGCCCCCGAAGCGGCAGCCACGUGUGGACCGCAGUGCUCUCGUCUGGAGGAUGAGCUUCACCAGACUCGGAGUCGACUGGCUCGGAUGCAGGAGGAGGCGGAGAGGCAGCGAGACAGGCAGCAGAGAGAGACGGCGUCCCUGAGAGCCGACAAACACCGGCUGGAGGAGAAAGUCCUGGAGCAGAGCCGACUGAACACGGAGAGGAGUCUUCUCGACCAGAGCCAGCGGCACACCGAGGACCGGAUCAGGGCAGAGUGUGAGGAUCGUCUCAGAGCAGAGUUCAGGAUAGAGAUGAAUGCCGCCGUCGCUGAGAGCGAACAGAGAUGGCAGAACAAGGAGCAGGAGCUGCAGACGCAGAUAUCUGAGCAGCAGAGUCAACUGAGCGAGCUGCAGUCACAGCAGGAGGAGAAAAAGAAGGAGGGCUCUGGAGAUGAUUGCCAUGGCAACCCCGAAAUUGACAGGCUGAGGAAAGAGGUCCAAGACACCAAGGAGAUAAACAAGAAGCUGAGGGAUCUGCUGCAGGAGGAGCCCCAGUCUUUAGGAGAGGAGAGACACAGUCACGCCAAGGCUCUGCAGGCGUUGGAGAGACAGGCGAAGGAAGACGUGCUGUCUGAGAGGAACAGACUACAGACAAUGCACCACCUGGAGCUAGAUAAGCAGCGUGCAGAGUUGACCCAGCAGCACACCGAGUGGAGCAGACAGAUGACCCAGAGACACAUGCAGCAGAUAGAGGACCUGCAGGCUCAACUGCAGGCACACACACAGAUGAUGGCUCUGCAACAGGAUCUGAAGCAGCAGAACCAGAAUCAGGUGUUUGAGCGACAGCUGGACGAGAGCCGCUGUGCCAUGCUGGAGCUGCAGAGAGAAAAUGCAGCACUGAAGAAGCAAUUAAAGGAAAAGUCAGUACAGGAGAAUCCUGAACCUGAAGAGAAAAAAGAAGAAGAAAUAAUCGUAGAUUUGAGGAAGAAGAGAGACGCCCAGCUGGAAGAAGAAGCACAACGUCUGAAGGAGGAAGUGGAGAAACUGAGGGUGGAGAUGGAGAAACUGGAGGAGUCGCAGAAACACUGGGAGGACAAGAAGGAGGAGGACGUCAAAGAAGAGGAGGUGGACGAGGAGAAGAAGAAGGAACGGGAGGAGGACAAGAGGAGAGAGGAGGUGGAGGAGAUCAGGAGGAAGCACAAGAAGGAGAUGCAGAGUUUGGUGUCGGAGUACAGCAGCGCCCAGACGCACCUGCAGGCUCGCAUAGUGGCCUUGGAGAACGAAUUUAACUGCAGACUGCGUGAGCGGGAGGAACGGUGCAAGAGGAGGGAACCUCGAUGUGACGACCUGCAGCUGGGGAGGCUUCAGGAGAGACUGACGGAGAGAGACCAGCUCAUUAAACGAUUAGUGGAGGAGAGGCAUCAGCUGCAGCUCCACCCUCCUGUUGCCGGGGACAACAGCACCCUCAGGCUUCGUGACGGCAAGUCCCGCCCCGGGAGCGUCACGUCAACCAUGAGGAGGAAGCAGAUGGAGUCUCCUCCUCGUGUCACCAGCAUCCCCAGCGCCGGUACUUACGACAGUAACAUCUUCGUACCCCCCUCCUCCUCAUCGUCUUCCUCCUCCUCCUCCGUCCAUCAGCACUCCUCCUCAACCCUCCCCCACCAGUCCACCUCCCAGCCUCAGACCACCUCCCACUACUCCAGCUCCUCUCUUCCACACAAGCACACCAACCUCUCCCUCAGCCAACAUUCCUCCCCCUCCCUCCCUCGCGCCACCAGGUCCCGGACCUCCUGCAUCCCGUCCACCCCGGCGCCCACCGCCCCGCUCCCCGUCUGCCCCUCACCGCAGACGGGCAUCCGCUACGUGUCGCCCUCCUGCCAGGAGCCACAUGCACACCUGCAGGCCCAAUCAAUCAGGGGCCCGUAUCUGGAGCAGAGGGGGACAGAUGGGCUAAAACAGGAGUGGUUCACCAAAUACUUCUCCUUCUGAGCACAAAAACACACAUUAACACACACACACACACACACAGCAGCUGCAAGUACAUUUCUUCAUAUACAGUUCAUUGCUUCUUAUACACAUCCGUUUGCUUCCCACAUACACACACACACACACACACACACACACAUACAUAACCACAUCAACAUACAUAUGGGCUCAUCACCAGCAAGGCCAUCUCAAACAUUGCCUCAAAGCUCAACCAAAAAGUGCUUCUCAAACACAUGCCUGACCUCGUCUCAGAACAUAUAGGCCUGCCGGAUCUUGUUUGUAUAGUUUGGAAUGUCUCCAUAUCUUUUUUUUAAAGCAGUCUUCCUUUUUUUAAAAAAAAAAUGCAACCUUUGCUCUAAUCUCAUCAAGCGAUUUAUUCCAGGAAAACGUACAUUUCUUGAAAAUCAACAACCAAGUGUCUCUUCGUGUAUGGAAGCAUUCGACGUAUUCAAUCAAGAUCCUCGUCAAAAUGGACACACACGACUCACCGUACCAAAAUGAAGCUUGUUUCAAUGCAAAAAUGUAUGAUAAUCUUAAUGAACAAAUUGAAUAAAUAUUUUGUUUUUGUAA